AUGCCAGUGCUUGGCCUUAAUGUCGAAGAACGGCCAGCUACAGCUCUUCCGUUGAGGUCGGGCCGUUUAACUCCUCGUAUAAGUUUUGCACAACGGCAGUUUAUUUCACGGUUGCGAGCACGAGGGUACUCAACAGAUUCAAGCUUUGGGGUUUACAGUGGUAGAGACUGUGUUACAACAUUACCACAAUCUGCGUACGUUUCAUCUGGUGAACUCACUGGGCGACGCAUUCGCGAACCAAAUAUUGUUAUUGCAGCAUAUGGAACCCAAGCGCUGCUACAUGAUCAUAAAUCCAGACCGAAAUCUGCACCGACGCCGCAGCACCCUGGUUUACGAGGCAACCUCGAUACGAACCGAACAAGCUUGUUCAUGAAUUAUAGUAAAAGUGAUGGACCGUACAGAGGAACAGCAGCCAAAUGUAGUUACUCAUUUGUGAAACAAAACCUCAGACCGGACACUCACACACAAACCUUUUUGCCAAAGUUUUCCUGCAUUGCUGCUAAACCAGACAAACAUGUAAAGCGCAAUCUCCGUCUGCAGUCGUCGACAAAUGGUCGUCGUAGGACAUCAGAAAUGGCAAAACCAAGACCGAAACGCAAUGAAGUUACAAGCAAAAAUUUCAACAUCGCAGCUUCUCGAGUUCAGAACAACGACACCGAAUUCAGAUGACAAUCAGCCCGGCCGCCAUUGCAGCACGCCACAGCAGUGGCGGCAUCGAAGAAACCAAUGACUAGCAUUGAGACGAUU
Ciona intestinalis (vase tunicate) is the source of this 747-nucleotide messenger RNA. The record is from RefSeq and is a predicted model, not a curated record. Lineage: Eukaryota; Metazoa; Chordata; Ascidiacea; Phlebobranchia; Cionidae.